AUGGCUAGUAUUCUUUGUGUUGAUUGUCCGCUCAUAGGGAAUAACCCACUAAAAGCACUGAUUAUGUGGUGCUCUUACAGCGGGUCUAAAGGUCUCGCUAAGCACAUGGAGAACAACAAACGGAAAUACGUCCUUUAG
Fusarium venenatum is the source of this 138-nucleotide messenger RNA. Lineage: Eukaryota; Fungi; Ascomycota; Sordariomycetes; Hypocreales; Nectriaceae. The record is from RefSeq and is a predicted model, not a curated record.